Messenger RNA from Ornithorhynchus anatinus (platypus), 5410 nucleotides. It is a transcript of the gene PLCB4, whose product is annotated as phospholipase C beta 4. Lineage: Eukaryota; Metazoa; Chordata; Mammalia; Monotremata; Ornithorhynchidae. Gene Ontology annotation, biological process: lipid metabolic process; phosphatidylinositol-mediated signaling. The transcript is spliced from 41 exons. Gene Ontology annotation, molecular function: calcium ion binding; phosphatidylinositol-4,5-bisphosphate phospholipase C activity. The record is from RefSeq and is a predicted model, not a curated record. Bases 467 to 4087 code for a protein of 1206 amino acids.
CUAAAAGGGGCAGGAGCGGGGGGCAUCGGGGCAUCUGCCGGGAUUGAGCAUGCUAAGAAGCCCGGCCCGCCGCGGGCCGCCCGCCCCUCGCCCCAACGCUUAGAGCGGCCCAGCCCGGAGGAGCGGGCGGAGGGAGGACCAGCCGGGGCACCAGUCGGGGCACCAGCCGGGGCACCAGCCGGGGCACCGAGCCCGGGCACCGAACCCGGCCCCCGCCCGAUCGACGUAAGGCUAAUUUGGAAACAUUUCUGCAGCCCAUGGAAGAGCUAAUUUAACCAGACUUUGUCAUCUUUGAAGAAUUUCCAGAACUGAAGAAUCAACUACCAUGCAACAGUGGAGACAGUUUCUGCACGAUGAGACCUUCUGAGAUGUGAUCACUCUUAUAAAGAAGGAAACCACAGCCCACCUAACUAAUUAGACCACUAAUUUCUAGUCUGUGGAGACCUUCCUGAUUUUAUUGAAAAUCAUGGCCAAGCCUUAUGAAUUUAACUGGCAGAAGUCGGUUUCUUCCUUUUUGCAAGAAGGAGCUGUUUUUGACAGAUACGAAGAGGAGUCCUUUGUCUUUGAACCUAACUGCCUCUUCAAAGUGGAUGAAUUUGGCUUCUUCCUAACUUGGAAAAGUGAUGGAAAGGAAGGACAAGUAUUAGAGUGCUCCCUGAUCAACAGUAUUCGUGUUGGAGCUGUACCCAAGGAUCCCAAAAUCUUAGCCGCUCUUGAGGCUGUUGGAAAAGCAGAAAAUGAUUUGGAAGGGCAAAUCGUUUGUGUGUGCAGUGGCACAGAUCUGGUGAACAUCAGCUUUACUUACAUGGUAGCGGAAAAUGCAGAAGUAGCUAAGCAAUGGGUGGAAGGUUUGCGAGCUAUCAUACAUAAUUUUAGAGCUAACAACGUCAGCCCCAUGACAUGCCUCAAGAAGCACUGGAUGAAAUUGGCAUUUCUGACAAAUACAAAUGGUAAAAUUCCAGUUAGGAGUAUCACUAGAACAUUUGCCUCAGGUAAAACAGAAAAGGUGAUCUUUCAAGCUCUCAAAGAGUUAGGUCUUCCCAGCGGAAAGAAUGAUGAAAUUGAGCCCGCAGCAUUUACUUAUGAAAAGUUUUAUGAAUUGACCCAAAAGAUUUGUCCUCGGACUGACAUAGAGGAUCUCUUUAGGAAAAUCAAUGGAGACAAAACUGAUUAUUUAACGGUAGACCAAUUAGUGAGCUUUCUAAAUGAACAUCAACGAGAUCCUCGGCUGAAUGAAAUUUUAUUCCCAUUCUAUGAUACUAAAAGGGCAAUGCAGAUAAUUGAGACUUAUGAGCCUGAUGAUGAGUUGAAGACAAAAGGCCUCAUUUCAAGUGAUGGGUUUUGCAGAUAUUUGAUGUCAGAUGAAAAUGCUCCCGUCUUCCUAGACCGCUUGGAGCUUUACCAAGAAAUGGACCAUCCUUUGGCUCACUACUUCAUCAGUUCUUCCCACAAUACGUAUCUCACUGGCAGGCAGUUUGGCGGGAAGUCUUCUGUUGAGAUGUACAAACAAGUGCUCUUAGCCGGAUGCAGGUGUGUUGAACUUGAUUGCUGGGAUGGAAAAGGCGAAGAUCAAGAACCAAUAAUCACACAUGGAAAGGCAAUGUGUACAGAUAUACUGUUUAAGGAUGUAAUUCAAGCGAUCAAAGAGACUGCAUUUGUAACAUCUGAGUAUCCAGUCAUUCUUUCAUUUGAAAAUCACUGCAGCAAAUAUCAACAGUACAAGAUGUCCAAAUAUUGUGAAGAUCUAUUUGGGGAUCUCCUGUUGAAACAAGCUCUUGAAACACAUCCACUUGAACCAGGCAGACCCUUGCCUUCGCCUAAUGACCUGAGAAGAAAAAUACUCAUUAAAAACAAAAGGCUGAAACCUGAAGUGGAAAAAAAACAGCUUGAAGCUUUGAAAAGUAUGAUGGAAUCUGGAGAGUCUGCUGCCCCUGUAAAUAUUUUAGAAGAUGACAAUGAAGAAGAAAUAGAAAGUGCUGACCAAGAGGAAGAGGCUCAUCCGGAGUACAAAUAUGGAAGUGAACUCUCUGCAGAUGACUUGAGUCAAAAGGAAGCUGUUGCAAAUAGCGUAAAAAAGGCUGCUGACGACUCUGAACAUGAAAACAAUAAAAAGGGGCUCGUAACUGUGGAAGAUGAGCAAGCGUGGAUGGCUUCCUACAAAUACGUUGGAGCUACAACGAAUAUUCACCCCUACUUAUCGACCAUGAUCAACUAUGCUCAGCCUGUAAAGUUUCAAGGUUUCCAUGUAGCAGAAGAACGCAAUAUUCAUUAUAACAUGUCCUCUUUUAAUGAAUCAGUUGGACUAGGCUAUUUGAAGACGCAUGCAAUCGAGUUUGUGAAUUAUAACAAACGGCAAAUGAGUCGGAUAUACCCCAAGGGAGGUCGAGUGGAUUCCAGUAAUUACAUGCCCCAAAUUUUCUGGAACGCUGGCUGCCAGAUGGUCUCACUGAACUAUCAAACCCCAGAUUUAGCGAUGCAAUUGAAUCAGGGAAAAUUUGAAUAUAAUGGAUCAUGCGGGUAUCUUCUCAAACCAGAUUUCAUGCGACGGCCAGACAGAACAUUUGACCCUUUCUCUGAAACUCCUGUAGAUGGUGUUAUUGCAGCAACUUGUUCAGUGCAGGUCAUAUCAGGUCAAUUCCUGUCAGACAAAAAAAUCGGUACGUAUGUAGAAGUGGACAUGUACGGGUUGCCCACGGACACUAUACGUAAGGAAUUCCGAACCCGUAUGGUGAUGAACAAUGGUCUCAACCCCGUUUACAAUGAAGAGUCAUUCGUAUUCCGAAAGGUUAUUCUCCCUGAUCUUGCUGUGCUGAGAAUAGCAGUUUACGAUGACAACAACAGGCUAAUUGGUCAAAGAAUUCUCCCUCUUGAUGGUCUUCAGGCAGGCUACAGGCACAUUUCCCUUCGGAAUGAAGGCAACAAACCAUUAUCAUUGCCAACUGUUUUCUGCAAUAUCGUGCUUAAAACAUACGUGCCUGAUGGUUUUGGAGAUAUUGUGGAUGCUCUGUCGGAUCCAAAGAAGUUUCUAUCUGUAAUGGAAAAAAGGGCUGACCAAAUGAGAGCAAUGGGGAUUGAAACUAGCGAUAUAGCUGACGUGCCAAAUGACACCUCCAAGAACGAUAAAAAAGGAAAGGCCAACAAUGCCAAAGCCAAUGUGACUCCUCAGAGUAGCUCAGAACUUCGACCGAGUAGCACUUCAGGCUUGGGAACCGGAUUGGAGGCAAAGAAAGGAAUAGAACUUAUUCCUCAAGUGAAGAUAGAAGAUUUAAAGCAAAUGAAGGCUUACUUGAAGCACUUAAAGAAACAACAGAAGGAGCUAAAUUCUUUAAAGAAGAAACAUGCAAAGGAACACAGUACUAUGCAGAAAUUGCACUGCACACAAGUUGACAAGAUUGUGGCACAGUAUGAUAAAGAAAAGUCAUCUCAUGAGAAAAUUUUAGAGAAGGCAAUGAAGAAGAAGGGAGGAAGUAAUUGUCUUGAAAUGAAAAAGGAAACAGAAAUUAAAAUUCAGACAUUAACAACGGAUCACAAGUCUAAGGUAAAAGAAAUUGUGGCCCAGCACACAAAAGAGUGGUCAGAGAUGAUCAACACUCACAGUGCCGAAGAGCAGGAAAUUCGAGAUCUUCAUCUCAGCCAGCAGUGUGAACUGCUGAAAAAGCUACUCAUCAACGCCCAUGAACAACAAACCCAGCAACUGAAGCUUUCCCACGACAGGGAAAGCAAGGAAAUGCGUGCCAACCAGGCUAAGAUUUCCAUGGAAAACAGCAAAGCCAUCAGCCAGGACAAAUCUAUCAAGAAUAAAGCAGAACGAGAAAGGCGGGUCAGAGAACUAAACAGCAGCAACACCAAGAAGUUUCUGGAAGAGAGAAAGAGGCUUGCAGUGAAGCAAUCCAAAGAAAUGGAUCAAUUGAAGAAAGUUCAGCUUGAACAUCUGGAAGUCCUGGAGAAACAGAAUGAACAGCUUUUGAAAACCUGUCAUGCAGUGUCUCAAACACAAGGCAAAGGAGAUGCAGCAGAUGGUGAAAUUGGAAGCCGAGAUGGACCGCAGACCAGCAACAGUGGUGUAAAACUCCAUAAUACAAACUGAAGCUGAAAAAUGUAGUAGUAUCAACUACCAAGCGAAAACUCCAGACCACAGGCUCCAUAUAUACGAUUUAAUAUUUUGAGUGCUGAAUGUCCUUUGCCAAACUACAGCUAACUGAAAGGAGGCACAAAGUUUAACCAUUGAAAAUUCAACUUUAAAACACGUUUGUCUUGUAAAAUAUCACAAAUCAAAUGAGCUUGGUACACAUAACCCUGCUUUAUGACGCACUACUAGGACAUGUUUGGGCUGCAGUUAAAAACCAGUGCAUGUAUUGGAAAAUUCUGAUCUGAAAAUUCAUCAGCGGAACUGAGAGUCUGAUGCCUCAAUAAUUUUACAGGAUAUUUCGACAUCCAAGUUACCUCAUUAGUAAGUGCCAUACCUUCAUCAUGCUGUAAGAAGCUGAAUUCCUGUAAAAGUUGUUGAAAUGGUUAAAUAGAAAAAAAACAACACAUUGUAUUUGUGCCAAAAUUCAUUAGUGCUCACAGGUUAAAAGGAACUAUGGUUAGGCACUUUAAGAAAAGUUUACAUCAAACAUUGCUUGUAUAGAAUUUGCAUUUUUGAUCUAUCACUGCAGAUUCCAAAUAUUUCAGUUCAUUAUUGUAUUUUAAAGAUUGUGAAAUCGUUAUUGGCAAAAGUUUGUAACUGUGAAAAAUGUAUAAAGUAUUUAUACACUGAAAAUCAUAUAAAUGUUGACAAAAUUAGUAAACAAGAUUACUAGAACUUUGCAUGUGAAAGAAGCACCAGUUAUGACUAAUCCUUUAGGGUCACGGUCAUCUACUAUUACCAAGUAAAUACUGAUUAAAUGUAUGGCACAGAAUAUUAUUUGAUUAACUACCAAGCCUUUUAGGAUAUGACAAAUAUAUAUAUAUAUAUGUGUAUAUGAAUUAUGUGGGCAUUCUUGAUACUUCAAGUUCUAGUUUAAAAAAGUACAUAACUAAUUUAAUUUUACACAAAAAAUAUUUAUGCAGAUUUUCAGAAUUUCAUAUCAGGAAAUAACCUUUUUAUGUCUGUUAAAUAUAAAGUUUGCUACAGUGUUAAUCUGCAUGGUCUUAGAGACUGCUGUAGUUAUACUGCAGACCAGUGCAUGAAAAAGCAUUCCAUUGGGAAUUUGCCAUGCUACCAAUACAAAGGGGUCUGCAUGGAAAAACUGGUAGUUUAGAACAAAUCAGAUAACUGAUUUCAGUAAACAGAGCACCAACUGAGUUGUAUAUGCUUGUACAAACUGAUUCUGUGUAAUCCUCUAAACAAAACAGAUGGAGAGAUCAUUAUGUUACCACCAAACUUCAAAUGAGACUUUCAACUUCUCUAAUAAAAGCUUAAAACAAA